CUUCUUUCCCUUCAGGUUCCAUUUUCUGAGGACCGUUUGGUGCGCGCCGGGGCCUGUUUCGAGGUGGCGUCCUAACCUCUCUUGCGCAUCAUGACGGACCGUUACACGAUUCACAGCCAGUUGGAGCACCUGCAGUCCAAGUACAUCGGGACCGGCCAUGCCGACACCACCAAGUGGGAGUGGCUCGUGAACCAGCACCGGGACUCCUAUUGCUCCUACAUGGGCCAUUUCGACCUGCUCAACUACUUCGCCAUCGCCGAGGACGAAAGCAAAGCCCGCGUCCGUUUCAACCUCAUGGAGAAGAUGCUGCAACCCUGCGGGCCGCCCGCCGACAAGCCUGACGAGUCUUAAGCUUUGCAGCCGUGCAGCCCACCCGAACGAGGAAGGAAGGAAAGAAAGAAUCCUUGGCCGCCGGGGAACGAUUGGAUUCUGCACCGCCUCUUUCCACCCACCCGUGACUGCUUGUGGACUUGCGCAGUUAAAUUGAUUCCGACGUGUUUCGUACACCGUGCAUGGCGGGGAGGGCAUUGUCUGAACUUUUUCCCUCUGUAGCCUGUGGGGAUUUGGGACGGAGCAGAGCGGAGCCCGAUGGUUUCCCGUAGACCGGCACUGGGGUGGCUUGCUUUGAAGACUUGCAAAUGCAUCUCUCCCCCCCCCCUUUUUUUUUUUCAUUUCCCACUUUAGAGUGUUUGGGAGGCAUUUUCACAAUUCGGUUUAAUAAAAGAUUAUGCUUUUUUAAAUAAAUAAAUUAAUGUGUGGGUAAUCAAUUAAAACAGCAAACUAACGAACCCCUGACAGAUGGGAUAGUAUUAAUGCAUCUCCAAAAUCAUCUAAAUUUGUACCUUGUGGCUAUGUAGCCCUUGAGCGAUCUCUGGUAAAAAAGAAAAAAGGAAGAAAGUGUAAUUGGCCAUUUGUAUGAUGGUUUCUGUACAAAGAUCCCUAUGCUUGGUCACCCUACUUUAAAUUAGUUUUAAUGACAGAACCAAAGGUUUAUAUUUGUUAACUAGUGUAUUGCUCAAUAGACUAAUGUAAAACGUAUUUUGCAUAACGUAUUUUGUGAUACCUAACUGGGUGGUGCUGCCCCAGAUAAAACCAGUACAAAAUUUGGGGCUCCUGGAUUCUGGGCUCCUGUUCAAUGAGAAAGUAGGUAGCUGUGAUCAAGAGGGCUUUUGAACAGAUCUAUUUGGUGUGCAAAUUAUGUCCUUUCCUGAUGAGUAGGCCAUUCACACAGUCAUUCAUCCCUCAGUCAUUUUCCAUUUGCACUGUUGUAAUAUUCUCUUCAAGAGCCAGUUUAGUUGUCUGCAGAAAUUGGGGGACUAGGAGUUCUAGUUUUAAACUUAAAGGUAGCAGGGUGACUUUGGGCCAGUCAAUCCCAAACCUUGAAAGAAAACAAUGGAAAAUUGCUUUGGAAAAAUUUGCAAAAGAAAUUGCAGGAACCAGCCUCAGCAAUCACCAGAAAUUAAGACUGAUUCAAAGGCAGCACACCAAAAUCCUCUACAUAGGUAACAGCUCAGUUCCUAGUUAGCUACAGGGAUGUUUUUCUCCUAUGGUUAUUGCCUAAGUAAGAUCUGAAAGAAUUUGAAACUUGUUUCCAGCUAUAAAACACAGACUGGUGAUACCUUAGAAGACAUUUCUUGGUAGCUCAGUGAAACAACAUAUCCACUGAGUUCUGUGGCCCAACACUUUGAGGCUUCCAUAAAAAACCUGGCUCUUAUUAUACCUGCAGGAGGAUAGACUAGUGUGUAAUAUGAUGAAAAAUAUAUUUGUGGUGUUAUGCUUCCCAGUCAGUCCUAUGUAUGGUAUUUGGUGAUACUGUUUAAUUGUUUUUAGUUGUUAUUUACUGGACAUUUUAGUUCUAUUGUGUAAAGUGUCUAGAGUCACUUUUUGAUUAAGGCAGCAUAGGAGUUGACCAAAGAGGGGGAAAAAUAGAAAACAUAGGCCAUAAAGCUGGAAACAUUCUUAUACAUAAGAUUAUCACCUGUAAAAACGGAAAUAUGACUGCUAGUUUUAUUAUCACACUUCAAUCCAUCAUACAAGUUUUAAAAGUGAUGGUAGGCUGAAUGUAUGUAAACUGGUUUUCUGAGCUCUUCUAAUUCAGGUGCUGUAAAAAGUAAAGGCUGCUAUUCAGAAAUUUGGUGGGCAUGCUCUCCUCAUCUUCUUCCCUGAGUUGGAGCCCUAAGAACAGUCAAGCAUUAAUUUAGGUAGUCUGAAAUAAAGCAGAUGAUAACACAACAGCCUGAUGCACUGGCCAAUUUGAGAAAGUACAAUAUGGUUUCACGGUCAUGCUGGACAUAUUUGUUCUAUUACAUUGCAUCUUUGGAAAAUAGAAGAACAAGUAGCACAGGAGAAAAGGGAAUAUGAACAAAAAGUUGGUUUAAGAGGCUGAAGGAAAUAAAUUAGUUAAGUAUGUACAGGAUGAAAAGAGUGGAAAAAACUGGGAAAUAAUGUGCUAUUGAUAGCUCCAGUUUGCAACUAUAAAAAACUAAUUUAUAUCAGUCACUAUACCAAUAACAAAGCCAGUUUGAUGAUGUGGUUAAAAUGCUGGCCUAGAAACCAGGAGACUAGGUCCUAGUCCUGCCUUGAGCAUGAAAGCUGGCUGGUUGACUGAACCAAUCGUUUUCUCAACCCAAUACUCCUCAUAGGGUUGUUAUUGUGUAGAAGAAGUAUCAGGCAGGUUUGUUGCCUUGGGUUAUUUAUUUAAAAAAAGAUGGGAUAUAAAUAAACUGACCAGGGAGGCUUAAGAAUUCACAGGAAGUAUCAGAAUUUUGGAACAAUUUCAUAUUUUAUAACUAAAGCCUUUGAUAAAGAAAGCUGUCAGUAUAGUAGUUAUGUUUAAUGAAACUGAUCUGUGGCUUGGUAUUUCGAGUAAAUCAAAUGUAUAUAAAUGAGAACAAGUCAUGCAAAUGGUAUGUUUAUGUAAAGAUAAACAUGAAAAUGAAGUAAA
This is a messenger RNA of Thamnophis sirtalis, 2944 nucleotides long. Lineage: Eukaryota; Metazoa; Chordata; Lepidosauria; Squamata; Natricidae. The record is from RefSeq and is a predicted model, not a curated record.